GCGGCUCUACACAAGUGCAAACUAAGUGAAGUGACCCCUUCGUGUCGCUUGUACUGGUCAAUGCAUGAUUGAUUUCUGUAUUUUUAAGGUUGAAACUAUAACUUUACAGCACUUAAACUAUGUCUGUCUUUUGCGAAGUUCCCCAAGCAGCACCCGUGGCCGUGUUUAAACUAACACAGGACUUCAAUAACGACCAGUUUCCUCAUAAAGUCAACCUCGGUGUUGGGGCAUAUCGUACAGAUGAAGGCAAACCGUGGGUUUUGCCAGUUGUGAAAAAGGUGGAAAAGCUCAUCGCCAGCGAUGACAAACUGAACCAUGAGUACCUACCUAUCCUGGGUUUGCCCGAGUUCAGAUCCUCGGCGUCUAAGAUCGCGCUUGGAGAUGGUAGCCCUGCCAUCCUUGAGAACAGGGUGGGGGCAGUUCAAUGUCUUGGUGGCACAGGUGCAUUGAAGAUGGGAGCAGAGUUCCUUAGACGUUUCUACAAUGGAUGCAACAACACAAAGACACCUGUCUAUGUCUCUGCGCCUACCUGGGAGAAUCACAAUGGCGUUUUCACCAAUGCCGGUUUCGAAGAUGUACAUCCCUACAAGUACUGGGAUGCGGAGAAGAGAGGCCUUGAUCUGUCUGGCUUCCUUGGUGACUUGGAGAGCUGCCCAGAGCGUUCCAUAUUUGUCCUGCAUGCCUGUGCCCACAAUCCAACUGGCACAGACCCCACACAGGAGCAGUGGAAGCAGAUUGCAGAGGUCAUGAUGAGAAGGAAGCUGUUUGUAUUCUUUGACUCUGCUUAUCAAGGAUUUGCUUCAGGCAGCCUGGAUAAAGAUGCCUGGGCCGUCCGUUUUUUUGUCUCUAUGGGCUUUGAAAUGUUCUGUGCCCAGUCUUUCUCCAAAAACUUUGGCCUCUACAACGAGCGUGUUGGCAACCUGACCGUGGUGGCUCGUGAUGCAGACAACCUGAAGAGGGUUCUGUCCCAAAUGGAGAAGAUUGUGCGGACCACCUGGUCUAACCCACCCAGUCAAGGGGCUCGCAUAGUAGCCGUCACCUUGAACUCCCCGGAGCUCUUUGUCGAAUGGAAAGAAAACGUGAAGACCAUGGCUGAUAGGGUAUUGUUGAUGAGGGCCCAGCUGAAAGACAAGCUCCAGGCUUUGGGGACACCAGGAACCUGGCACCACAUCACAGAGCAAAUUGGCAUGUUCAGCUUCACCGGACUCAACCCCAGACAAGUGGAAUACAUGGUGAAGGAGAAACACAUCUACCUGAUGGCUAGCGGACGCAUCAAUAUGUGUGGCUUGACCAGCAAGAACAUAAACUACGUGGCUGAGUCAAUACAUGAGGCUGUCACGAAGGUCCAGUAGAAGACUACUCAUCUUCCUUCCAAGACACUUUUACUGGACACGCAAGUAAUGAACUUUAAGUGACUCAAGGCAGGGGGAGGGGAAUCUGCUUCAAGGGUCCUAACAUGUCCCCAGAGGAUUUUUUUUUUGUUUUUUUUUUGCUAACCUACCAUGCAGUUCUAAAACAGAGGAAUUGCUGUGUAGACCCUUAAUUUUAGUAUUUAGCAUUUAUUUCCUCAUUGUACACAGUGGGUAUAAAAUAAUAUACAGAUUUUAAAUGCCAGGUUUUCUAGGAUAGAAAAAAAAAUGUUAAUCUUUGUUUGGACUCUUUAUAUCCACUCUUUAAUGAAUAUUUACUUGUAGAUCUUUUUAUUUAAAGAAAAAAAAAAGUAGUUCAAAAUGAUUUACAAUCCAAGGCUCCUUCUACUGGCUCACUCGGACCCUAUAAGCCAGAUAUGUCCAAAGUCCGGCCCGGGGGCCAAAUGCGGCCCUUGGUCAAAUUUCAUCCGGCCCCCAGCCUCUGUCAUGAAAUCAAAAACGUCUGGCCCGCACACAGACUUAAUAAAUUGGUCAGCAGUACUGCUAUCAGCAUAUGAAGUAGCUUACACACUAAAUGCUGCUCCUCAUUUACACACUAAAAGGCAGCAGCACUCUAAGCAACAUUACCCCGCGUGACCCAUUCCUUCCAAUUUUCUAAAAUGGCGACAAUCGGCCGACGCUUUAAGGAUAGGUGGAAAUUGGACUAUUUCUUCACUAAAAUACGCAACAACUGUGUCUGCCUCAUUUACAAAGAGACAGUCGCUGUUUUUAAAGACUUCAAUGUGAGGCGAUAUUACCAAAAAAGACACGCUGACAUGUACGACAAGAUUACAGGGAAGAUAUGCAGCGAGAAAUUGAAGCAACUUGAAGCUAGUUUAAUUUCACAGCUGCAGUAUUUCGCAAGAACCAGAGAGUCGAAAGAGAUCGCCACAAAGGCUAGUUGCGAGAUUGUUGAAAUUAUUAAUAAAAAAAAAAAAAAAUUAAAAAAGCAAAUAUGACACAGAGAAUGGCUUGCAAAAAUUUGCUUAAAUAUAUUGUUCUACGUAAAGGACGCCAGCCAAGGUCGGCCCCCCCACAUUUUUAACACACCAAAUCUGGCCCUCUUUGCAAAACGUUUGGACACCCCUGCUAUAAGCAAUAUUAAGACUGCAAUUAAUAUAAUUAAUCGGCCCUGAGACAUCGAGCUCCAAGGAACGAUGUAUAUACAUCCCUAGAAUAUACCUACCAAAUUUAAUAGUGAUCGGUCCGCACAUAACAGAGCAGUAGCAAUUUGAAUUCAGCAAUUACUUAGUCUAAUUAAUCAGUCAUGCAAAAACAAAAACAAAGAACAAUCAGACUCGAAGGACUGAUGCAAAAACAUACCGUAUUAUCCACGCUACAAGGCGCACCUUCAGUGAAUGGCGGGUUUUAAAACUUUUUUCAUAUAAAGGGGGGCACCGCAUUCAGGGAUCGGCCCAGGCCAUUUGGGGGCCCUAAGCAAAAUAAUACCAAGGGGCCCAUAUUUUUUCACACCAUUUCGUCACAGUGUACUGUGAAACCCAUACAUGCAAUCCAACCUAUAUGUCCAUAUUUUUUAUAUUAAUCAGAUUUUGUUGCACUGCAUGCUUCAAACUUCUCACCCCAAAUGAUUGUCAGUACUUACAGCAGAUAGCACCAAACCUUUUUCUAAAAGAGGAAAAGAAGUUAAGGAGAAACUUUUAUUUUUUAAGCUUGAAAUUAAGUAUCGAAACUCACAAUAGUCAAAUAAAGCAAACAGUAGUAAACAAAAUAGAAUAUAAAUAAAUAAAUAGAUGUACAUAUAUAAUAAACAAUUGCCAGAUUGGGGGCCCCCUUGUGGUCAGGGGCCCUAAGCAGCUGCAUAGUCUGCGUAUAGGCUGGGCCGGCCCUGACCGCAUUACAGGUAGUCCCCGGGUUACAAACGAGUCCCGUUCCUACGCUGGCAAUGUAACCUGAAUUUCCACAAAAGUCAGACUCAGAUGUCUAUGGAUGAAGGAUACCUACGCUCUGGUUUAGCCCACAUAAAUCUGUAAGUUGUUUCAGCUAAUAUAUGUUUGUGUAUGCAUUUGUAAUUAAGUUUACAGCUACUGUUUGGUGUUACGUGUGAGCGAUUUGCUAUAAGAAUUAUAAAUACCAGUACGUUGGCACUCAUAGCAUUUAAGCCAGCAGACUUUUGUUAGGCAAAUUAGUCUACUUUAAUCUACUAAAUUUAUAUAUUCAGACUAGUUGGACGUUGAACACCAAUUGUUCAAGUGUUUUAUUGUUAAAAUGCAUGUCGUUUUGAACGUAACUGUACUUAUGUGUGUUACGGUUUUACAAAUUGUCAAAAGUAAAGAAAGUAAAAAGCUUCAAAAAGCACAACUGCCUCGUUUGCUGUCUGUAAAGCUGAACAAUAAUAGACAGUACUUAUAUAGCGCAUUUAUCCACAUGGGUACCAUGCCCAAAACGCUUUACAUUAGCACACAUUUACCCUUUCACACACACAUUCACACACCAGUGGUGCUGCUGCUGCCAUGCAAGGCACUGCCAACCUAUUGGGGGUAAAUUAGGGUUGAGUGCCCUGCCCAAGGGCACUUCGAGAGUGGGCAGUCAUAGCCGGGAAUCUAAACACUGACCCUUCGGUCCAAGGACAACGCCAGCUACCAACUGCGCCAUGGCCGCCCAACUACUUCACAUUUAAUGAGGACAGAACAUGUAGUAUUAAUUAAAUAAAGGAAAAAAUAAGAUGAAAUGAUUUGAGACAAAAUGGUGGACGUCGAGUUGAAAUCGUGUAAGUUGAGUGCGUCGUAACCCGGGGACUACCUGUAUUAAGGGGCAGGUUGGGGGUUGCGUUAUGCAUCCACUACAUAGAGCUGUGCUAAAGGGAAUAUGAUGCCAUGAUUAGCCAAUAUUGAUCCUUUUCUUGCGGAAAAUACGGUACAUGGAGUAUAUUUUCAAUUUCAAUUGACCUAGAAUACAAUUUCAUCCUGAUCCGUCCACAAAUAAUGGAGUAGUAGUAAUUUUAGUUAGAGUCCUCCCCAAGAAGAACAAGGACAAAGUUAAUUUUUGAGACCUCCCAUUGGGUGGCAUAAAAAAUACAUAUCCAAUCAGACAUGGUUCCCCCCUGCCUUGUAACAUGAAAAUAUCCAGUAAACUUUACUUGAGAUAAUUGUGUGCUCAGAGUGGGCUUUUAAAGCUUACAGUAUGUGAUUCUUUAUGUUGUAAAACUACUUCACUGAAUGAACAAAGUAGGUAUAAUAUAUCACUGGCUUAAAUUAGAUGCUUCAUUGCCUGCUAAACUGUCAAAUUUUAUUUAAAUGGGAACAUACAAUUCAGUCAUUUUAAGAAAGAACUUAAGGCUGCUUUUAAUACUUGAAACUUGUGAUUUGAGCCUGUAAACAAAACUAGCUUGAAAUGAGGCAUUUUUCUCCUCAUCAGGAUGUUUUACGUAUCUAACGUGUUGGUUAAUAGUUGUGUCACCCUCUGACAGAUUUGUCAGAGCACAUUGUUGAUACACUGUGGGUUUAUCUCUUUUACACAAUAUAAAAAUGUCUCAUCACUGGGUAUUACAAACUUGUACCUUGGGAGCGUUAACAUAAACACAAAACUCCCUAGUGUUUAGUCUUGAUGUUCACAUUAACUCAUACCACCAAUGUUCUGGAGAGAAACUCGAAUAAAUGCAUUUAAAUCA
Molecule: messenger RNA, 5037 nt
Organism: Corythoichthys intestinalis (scribbled pipefish)
Lineage: Eukaryota; Metazoa; Chordata; Actinopteri; Syngnathiformes; Syngnathidae
Gene: got1
Product: glutamic-oxaloacetic transaminase 1, soluble
Exons: 9
Coding region: 120-1352 (410 amino acids)
Biological process (GO): L-aspartate biosynthetic process
Cellular component (GO): cytosol
Molecular function (GO): pyridoxal phosphate binding; L-aspartate:2-oxoglutarate transaminase activity
Source: RefSeq, a predicted model, not a curated record